CCAGCCAAGCGGACUGGUCACACUGCACCAUAUAUAAGCCCACGAAACGGAUAUCGCUGAUUCAAACGGUCGAACAUUUUUCUUGCUGCUCGUACGUGCGUUUUAUUGGCCGCUCGCGCUCGUAACGUUUUUUUCGCCCCGUUUUGGCCAAUGUGUGUACGCGCGCGUGUGUGUGUGCUGCUUGCAGUUCAAAAGGGCAGCGACAACAACAAGAACAGCGCACCUCUCUUUUAAGCCAAGUCUUCAGCGCUCGUAUGUUUGUGUGUGUUGGUGUGAUUCAGAAUCGUGGCCUGGGAAGAAAUGGCAAAUUAGUUGGCUCAAAGCGGAAUCUCUGUGCUCAAUAUUCAAAUUCAGGCUAGAAAGUGUCGCGUGCGAAAGUGUGCAAAUACUACAACUAGCAGAAAGAGAGGAAUAUAACUUAAAAAAAUAAAAAUAACCUGUUCUAAGCCAAGUGCCGAUUGCGCGCGAGUGUGUGUGUGCGUGUGAGUGUUUGCGUGGAUCAGAGAAAAGGAGAAAGAAAAGGGAGAAUGCAAUUACCAACAACAACAAGCUCAAUGAGUAUCGUUUGAAUAGCAAUAAUAUCUAGCCAAACACAACCCUUUCCAAUACGAAAACACGACUUGAGCCAACAAAUCAGCGAUCAUGGCUAAAAUCGCCAAUGCGUCACUGUCGCAACAACAAAAACAGCGGCAAGCAGCAACAGCAACGACCACAACAACAACAGUGGCGGCAUCAGUAGAAACAGCAACAACAACAGCAAGAAGUCGAGACCGCACGAAAAGCGCAGCUCAAAUUACGUCGCAUUUGCUCAAGCGCGCCAUUUCAGUUUAUUCGUCGCCUCAAUGGAUACCGCUCUUCAUACUUAUUUACUUAGCAACAGAUGUCGCCUCAGUGGCGGUGCCGACGAAGGAGGCGUACUUUAAUGGCUCCACUUACCUCCGCCUCACCACGCCGAUGCCCAUUUGGGACCACUCGGCGAUUAGUUUCCGCUCGUGCCGCGGCGGCGAGAUCCUCGCCCAGCAGUACAACAAGAACUCCAUUGUAAUCUCAGUGCUCAAUGACUUUCUGCAAAUCUCACUGGCUGGACCCGCCGUCCAUGGGCCCAACAACCGGCUGGAUGUCAAGCUGCCCUACCAACUGCUGGACAACCGCUGGCAUACGCUGCAGUUCAAGUACGAGUACGGAAAUCUCUACCUGCAUGUGGAUCGCGCGGCAAGCAUAUUUGCCAACUCCACGUACAACAGUCAGUUCCUGACGAACCAGGACAUCGGCUACAAGGACGCCAUCUUGAUACUGGGAAACUCCUUCUCCGGCUGCCUUCUGGAUGGACCAGGUCUGCAGUUUGUGAACAACUCGACGGUGCAGAAUGUGGUCUUUGGUCACUGUCCCUUGACCCCGGGUCCCUGCAGCGAUCACGAUCUUUUCACCCGACUGCCGGACAACUUCUGUCUGAAUGAUCCCUGUAUGGGCCAUGGAACGUGCUCGUCCAGUCCGGAGGGAUACGAAUGUCGGUGCACGGCACGUUACUCGGGAAAGAACUGCCAGAAGGACAAUGGCUCGCCGUGUGCCAAGAAUCCAUGCGAGAACGGUGGUUCCUGCCUGGAGAACUCACGAGGUGAUUACCAGUGCUUCUGUGAUCCUAACCACAGCGGUCAGCACUGCGAGACGGAGGUUAACAUCCACCCACUCUGCCAGACGAACCCCUGCCUGAACAAUGGAGCAUGUGUGGUGAUUGGCGGCAGUGGAGCCCUCACCUGCGAGUGUCCCAAAGGAUACGCUGGUGCCAGGUGCGAGGUGGACACGGAUGAGUGCGCCUCACAGCCGUGUCAGAACAACGGAAGUUGCAUAGACCGUAUCAAUGGAUUCAGCUGCGAUUGCAGCGGCACCGGCUACACAGGUGCCUUCUGCCAAACGAAUGUGGAUGAGUGCGACAAGAAUCCGUGCCUGAACGGCGGCAGAUGCUUCGAUACCUACGGAUGGUACACCUGCCAGUGUCUGGACGGUUGGGGCGGCGAGAUUUGUGAUCGACCCAUGACAUGCCAGACGCAGCAGUGUUUGAACGGCGGUACCUGCCUGGACAAGCCCAUCGGCUUCCAGUGCCUCUGUCCGCCGGAGUACACUGGUGAACUGUGCCAAAUCGCACCCAGUUGCGCCCAGCAGUGCCCCAUCGAUUCGGAGUGCGUAGGCGGCAAGUGCGUGUGUAAGCCAGGCUCAUCGGGACCCAUUGGUCACUGCCUGCCAACAACAACCACACCGACACCAGAACAAGAGCCAACAACAACGCCCAGAACAACAGCAAACCCUAACCCAGCUAUUCCCAACACCCUAACAACAACAACCAAGAUACCUCCAAUAACAACCAGCCGAACACCGGUGGGAACGACCACGGGUAGCAGGAAACCACCACAACAGCCACUGCAAUCUCCGACCCAACGCUCGGCCUCCCUGAAUGCAUGUCCCCAAGAAAACUGCUUGAACGGUGGCACCUGCCUGGGCUAUAGUGGCAAUUAUUCCUGUAUUUGUGCUAGUGGAUACACAGGUUACAACUGUCAAACGAGCACGGGCGAUGGAGCUUCUGCUUUGGCCCUGACACCCAUCAACUGCAAUGCCACCAAUGGAAAGUGCCUAAAUGGAGGCACCUGCUCCAUGAACGGAACUCAUUGCUAUUGCGCCGUCGGCUAUUCGGGAGAUCGUUGCGAGAAGGCCGAGAACUGUUCGCCACUGAACUGCCAGGAACCGAUGGUAUGUGUCCAGAAUCAGUGCCUCUGCCCGGAGAACAAGGUGUGCAACCAGUGCGCCACACAACCGUGUCAGAAUGGCGGAGAAUGUGUGGACCUACCGAAUGGAGACUACGAGUGCAAGUGCACUCGGGGAUGGACUGGACGCACCUGUGGCAACGACGUGGACGAGUGCACCCUGCAUCCGAAGAUCUGCGGCAAUGGUAUCUGCAAGAACGAGAAGGGAUCGUACAAGUGCUAUUGUACACCUGGAUUUACCGGAGUUCACUGCGAUUCCGAUGUGGACGAAUGCCUUAGCUUUCCCUGCCUCAACGGAGCAACGUGCCACAAUAAGUUGUUUUUCUUUAAAUUCGGAAAGCAUCGGAUUUUGAGACAAAUAAAUGCCUACGAGUGCGUUUGCCAACCAGGAUAUGAGGGCGAGAACUGCGAAGUGGACAUCGAUGAGUGCGGAAGUAAUCCCUGCUCGAACGGAUCCACCUGCAUUGACAGGAUCAACAACUUCACCUGCAACUGCAUUCCGGGAAUGACGGGCCGCAUCUGUGACAUCGACAUUGACGACUGUGUGGGAGAUCCCUGCUUGAAUGGAGGUCAGUGCAUCGACCAAUUGGGUGGCUUCCGUUGUGACUGCAGUGGCACCGGCUAUGAGGGCGAGAAUUGUGAGCUGAACAUAGACGAAUGCCUCUCGAAUCCGUGCACGAAUGGUGCCAAGUGCCUGGACAGGGUUAAGGACUACUUCUGCGAUUGCCACAACGGCUACAAGGGAAAGAACUGUGAGCAGGACAUCAACGAGUGCGAGAGUAAUCCCUGCCAGUACAAUGGCAACUGCCUAGAGCGUUCGAACAUGACGCUCUACCAAAUGAGUAGGAUCACGGAUCUGCCCAAGGUGUUUAGCCAACCCUUUAGCUUUGAGAAUGCCAGCGGCUACGAGUGCGUCUGUGUGCCCGGCAUCAUUGGCAAGAACUGCGAGAUCAACAUUAAUGAGUGCGACAGUAAUCCAUGCAGCAAACACGGAAAUUGCAAUGACGGGAUUGGAACCUAUACCUGCGAAUGCGAACCUGGCUUCGAGGGCACCCACUGUGAGAUCAACAUAGAUGAGUGUGAUCGCUAUAAUCCCUGCCAGAGGGGCACAUGUUAUGACCAGAUAGAUGACUAUGACUGCGACUGCGAUGCAAACUAUGGAGGCAAAAACUGCUCCGUUCUUCUCAAAGGCUGUGACCAGAAUCCUUGUUUAAAUGGUGGCGCUUGUCUCCCGUAUUUAAUCAACGAAGUAACUCAUCUGUACAACUGCACCUGCGAGAACGGCUUCCAGGGCGAUAAGUGCGAGAAGACCACCACUCUGUCCAUGGUGGCCACUAGCUUGAUUUCGGUUACCACGGAACGCGAGGAGGGCUACGACAUUAAUCUUCAAUUUAGGACCACACUGCCCAACGGAGUUCUGGCCUUUGGAACCACCGGUGAAAAGAAUGAACCAGUUAGCUAUAUUUUGGAGCUGAUUAAUGGACGACUUAAUCUACAUUCCUCGCUCCUAAAUAAGUGGGAGGGCGUGUUUAUCGGAUCGAAGCUGAACGAUAGCAACUGGCACAAGGUGUUUGUGGCCAUAAACACUUCGCAUUUAGUCCUUUCGGCCAACGACGAGCAGGCUAUCUUUCCGGUUGGCUCCUAUGAAACGGCCAACAAUAGCCAGCCUUCAUUCCCGCGCACAUACCUAGGCGGCACCAUUCCCAAUCUGAAGUCCUAUCUGCGCCACCUCACCCACCAACCGUCAGCUUUUGUGGGCUGCAUGCAAGACAUAAUGGUCAAUGGGAAAUGGAUCUUUCCCGAGGAGCAGGAUGCGAAUGUCAGUUAUACCAAGCUGGAAAAUGUCCAGAGCGGUUGUCCGCGCACCGAGCAAUGUAAACCGAAUCCCUGCCAUUCGAACGGUGAAUGCACGGACCUUUGGCACACCUUCGCUUGUCAUUGUCCCAGACCAUUCUUUGGACACACAUGUCAGCACAAUAUGACUGCUGCUACUUUUGGCCAUGAGAAUACCACCCACUCGGCUGUGAUUGUGGAGACCACAGAUGUGGCUAGGCGAGCUAUUAGAUCCAUUCUAGAUAUUUCCAUGUUUAUUCGUACCCGCGAGCCAACCGGUCAAGUCUUUUACUUGGGCACCGAUCCACGCAAAGCCCCCACUAAAAAUAUUGGAGACUCAUAUGUGGCGGCCAAAUUACAUGGCGGAGAACUGCUGGUUAAGAUGCAGUUCAGCGGCACUCCGGAGGCCUACACCGUUGGUGGCCAGAAAUUGGACAACGGCUAUAACCACCUCAUCGAGGUUGUGCGCAAUCAAACGCUCGUGCAGGUCAAGCUCAAUGGCACCGAGUACUUCCGCAAGACGCUGUCCACGACGGGUCUGCUGGACGCACAGGUGCUUUACUUGGGCGGACCUGCACCCACACGCGAGUCUCUUCUGGGAGCGACCACAGAACCAGGAAUAAUUCCAGUUCCGGGAGCAGGAGUACCCAUUGAGGACACAACAGUGCCCAAGGAGGCGGACGACAGCAGGGACUACUUUAAGGGCAUAAUCCAGGACGUGAAGGUCAGCAACGGCUCGCUCAACCUGAUUGUGGAGAUGUAUUCCCUGAACGUGACGGAUGUCCAAGUGAAUGCCAAACCUCUAGGCGCUGUAACCAUCGAUCGCGCCUCCGUGUUACCUGGUGAGGUGUCCGAUGAUCUGUGCCGAAAGAAUCCGUGCCUUCAUAAUGCCGAGUGCAGGAACACAUGGAACGACUACACUUGCAAGUGUCCCAACGGAUACAAGGGAAAGAACUGUCAGGAGAUAGAAUUCUGCCAACACGUUACAUGUCCGGGACAGAGCUUGUGCCAAAAUCUGGACGAUGGCUAUGAGUGUGUUACUAACACCACAUUUACUGGCCAGGAACGCAGUCCUCUUGCCUUCUUCUACUUCCAGGAGCCGCAAUCUGACGAUAUUGUCAGUGAAACGGCUCCCAAGCAGACCCUUAAACCGGUGAUUGAUAUUGCCUUCCGUACUCGUGCUGGAGGAACUCUCCUGUACAUCGACAAUGUGGACGGAUUCUUUGAAAUUGGAGUAAACGGAGGACGAGUGACCAUCACCUGGAAGCUAAGUGCACUGCAUUUUGGCGAGUCUGCACGAUUUGAGAAGGAGAACACCGACGGAGAAUGGAGUCGCAUUUACCUCAGGGCACACAACAGCAAACUGGAGGGUGGAUGGAAGGGAUGGGAAUCGAUGGUGGAUCCGACGCCAGCUUUUUCCACGGACAUUGACCAAGCGGCCUUCCAGUCCCUGAUCGCUACGAGCACCCAGGUUUACUUGGGUGGCAUGCCAGAGUCGCGACAAGCACGUGGAUCCACUCUCUCCGCCCAGCAGGGCUCUCAGUUCAAGGGCUGUGUGGGAGAGGCAAGGGUGGGCGAUCUUUUACUGCCCUACUUCUCUAUGGCGGAACUGUAUUCGCGCACCAAUGUUUCAGUACAGCAAAAGGCCCAAUUCCGUCUAAAUGCCACACGACCUGAGGAGGGCUGCAUCCUGUGCUUCCAGUCGGACUGCAAAAAUGACGGAUUCUGUCAGUCUCCAUCGGAUGAGUACGCCUGCACCUGUCAACCUGGAUUCGAGGGCGAUGAUUGCGGCACGGACAUCGAUGAGUGUCUUAACACGGAAUGCUUGAACAACGGCACCUGCAUCAACCAGGUGGCAGCUUUCUUCUGCCAGUGUCAGCCAGGAUUCGAGGGUCAGCACUGUGAGCAAAACAUCGACGAGUGUGCGGAUCAGCCGUGCCACAACGGUGGCAAUUGCACGGAUCUUAUCGCCUCGUAUGUGUGCGACUGCCCGGAGGACUAUAUGGGCCCGCAGUGCGACGUGCUGAAACAAAUGACCUGUGAGAACGAGCCAUGCCGGAACGGAUCAACCUGCCAGAAUGGAUUCAAUGCUUCUACUGGCAAUAACUUUACAUGCACAUGCGUGCCAGGCUUCGAGGGUCCACUGUGUGACAUUCCCUUCUGUGAAAUAACGCCUUGCGACAACGGUGGCCUUUGCCUGACCACUGGAGCGGUACCGAUGUGCAAAUGUAGUCUGGGAUACACUGGUCGUCUGUGCGAGCAGGACAUUAACGAGUGCGAAUCGAAUCCAUGCCAGAACGGAGGUCAAUGUAAGGACCUCGUCGGCAGAUACGAGUGCGAUUGCCAGGGUACCGGAUUCGAGGGCAUUCGCUGUGAAAAUGACAUCGACGAGUGCAACGUGGAGGGAGAUUACUGCGGCGGUCUGGGCCGGUGUUUCAACAAGCCCGGAUCCUUCCAGUGCAUUUGCCAGAAACCCUAUUGCGGAGCCUACUGCAACUUUACGGAUCCCUGCAACGCUACGGACCUCUGCUCCAACGGCGGUCGCUGCGUGGAGUCCUGCGGCGCCAAACCGGACUACUACUGCGAGUGUCCGGAAGGUUUCGCGGGCAAGAACUGCACAGCACCGAUUACGGCCAAGGAGGACGGACCCUCGACCACAGACAUUGCCAUCAUUGUAAUUCCCGUAGUGGUGGUGCUGCUGCUGAUCGCGGGAGCCCUUCUGGGCACCUUCCUGGUGAUGGCCAGGAACAAGCGGGCCACCAGGGGCACCUACAGCCCGAGCGCGCAAGAGUACUGCAACCCACGGCUGGAAAUGGACAACGUGCUGAAGCCACCGCCGGAAGAGCGACUUAUUUAGUUUUGAGUUUUGAGCAUGAACGACGAUUAGCAAAGCAAACAAAAGAUAUUUUUAAAUCCGCCCAUAUACACCUAGCUGUAGGAGUAACGCAAUGUUUUGUACUAAGUUGGCCCCUAGUUAUGGUUUACAUCUUAAGGUGCUCAAAGCAAUAUCAGCAGCAGCCAGGCUUCCACCUCGACUCGUCCCCGAUCCCUGCCUACGCUUUAGUUAGUUAAUAAUGCCGUUGUCUAUUUAUUCUAGUAGUUUAGAUGACAUACGUACCGCCCUAUAGUCGUUAUGUAGUUAUGUUCCCAUAGUUUAGAUUCAGUAUUCGAUUUCUCGUAUAUGUAAUCCUAAAGCUGCGAACAAAGUUGAGCUCCGACGUCGAUUUCCCCUUUGCAUUCCACAAGGAAGCCCAUCAAAUGUAUUGUACGAGUAUUUUUGUAAAUAAGAUUGUUUGCCGACUCUUAAACUAAAUUAGCUGAGCUAAAAUCGAAAUUAAAAACCGAAAAUCCUAUAUGCCUAUAUAUACGCGAGUAUAUAUAUCAGUAAAUGUGGCCUUAUAACAAAAAAAAAUUUAGUAACGAAAAGCAAUGACAACUAGAACAGAAAAAGUAUUGGUUAAGUAAAUCAAAUAAAAAACAUAUUUUGCUCUAGAAUAUCUAAGCGUAAACUUAAGAGACUGUACUAUAUAAUAAAUAUUAAAUAUUUCGACUUUUUCCAA
Molecule: messenger RNA, 8149 nt
Organism: Drosophila simulans
Lineage: Eukaryota; Metazoa; Arthropoda; Insecta; Diptera; Drosophilidae
Gene: crb
Product: protein crumbs
Exons: 15
Coding region: 643-7446 (2267 amino acids)
Biological process (GO): heterophilic cell-cell adhesion; establishment or maintenance of epithelial cell apical/basal polarity
Cellular component (GO): protein-containing complex; plasma membrane
Molecular function (GO): calcium ion binding
Source: RefSeq, a predicted model, not a curated record